GGACUCGUCAGCUCUGCUGGAAAGAGAUUGAUUCAAAGCCUAGCUUACUUUUGUUAUUAUUAUUAUUAUUAUUAUUAUUAUUAUUAUUAUUAUUUUCCUCUUUCCUUUGAUGAACAAUCUAUUGCACGCGAAAACCCAUCAGCUCCUUUGCUUUAAGAAAUAAGCCUGGAAAGUAAACCUCUGCGGCCAUUGAUUGGGUUAACCAAUAGAAAACCCAUCAUCAUAGUACCAGCCGCAAGCAAGCUCUUCUCUCUCACUCUCUCUGUCUACGUCCCCAUCUCUACGUCUCUAAAGUUUGAGAAAUAGGAUUUUUUGGGUUUGCCAUUAAUGAAGGCGCUCAUCCUUGUUGGAGGGUUCGGGACCCGGUUGCGGCCGUUGACCCUCAGUGUGCCAAAGCCACUGGUGGAUUUUGCCAACAAACCCAUGAUCUUGCAUCAGAUUGAGGCUUUCAAAGCUAUUGGAGUGACUGAAGUGGUUCUGGCCAUCAAUUACCAACCGGAGGUUAUGCUGAACUUCUUAAAAGAGUUUGAGAAAAAGCUUGAAAUCAAGAUCACCUGCUCACAAGAGACCGAACCACUUGGUACCGCAGGCCCCUUGGCUCUAGCAAGAGAUAAGUUGAUAGAUGACUCUGGUGAGCCCUUCUUUGUCCUCAAUAGUGAUGUAAUUAGUGAGUACCCACUAAAAGAAAUGAUUGAGUUCCAUAAGAGUCACGUAGGGGAAGCUUCCAUUAUGGUAACAAAGGUAGAUGAACCAUCGAAAUACGGUGUCGUAGUUAUGGAUGAAACUACAGGGAAAGUUGAAAAGUUUGUAGAGAAGCCAAAGAUAUUUGUGGGUAACAAGAUUAAUGCUGGAAUCUAUUUGUUAAACCCAUCCGUACUUGAUCGGAUUGAACUGAAGCCGACCUCAAUCGAGAAAGAGGUAUUCCCCAAGAUUGCGGCGGAGAACAAGCUGUAUGCUAUGGUUCUACCUGGGUUUUGGAUGGACAUUGGACAGCCAAAGGACUAUAUUACAGGUCUGAGACUCUACCUAGACUCCUUGCGGAAAAAGUCCUCAUCUAAAUUAGCGUCAGGCUCCCACAUUAUAGGGAAUGUACUGGUUGAUGAAAGCGCUGUGAUUGGAGAUGGAUGUCUAAUUGGCCCGGAUGUAGCCAUCGGUCCUGGAUGUGAGAUUGAGCAAGGUGUCAGGCUCUCACACUGCACUGUGAUGCGUGGGGUUCGAAUCAAGAAGCACGCUUGCAUCUCUCGCGGUAUCAUCGGUUGGCAUUCGACUGUUGGCAGGUGGGCUCGGAUAGAGAACAUGACAAUCUUAGGAGAAGAUGUUCAUAUAGGCGAUGAAGUUUAUAGCAAUGGGGGUGUUGUCCUCCCCCACAAGGAGAUCAAAUCAAGCAUUUUGAAGCCCGAGAUUGUCAUGUGAUGAUCAUGCUGAAAUUUGGUACAUGAAUCUAAAUGUUGAUAUACCAACGAUCUUUUCUCUUCAAGUGUAUGAACAUGAUCCAGUUUAACUAGAACAAUUCAUGUAGCAAUUUGUCAACAGGUUUUGUUGUCUGACGGCAAUAAUGUUUGUGGGGGAAUUAAUCUGAUAAGUUAUUGACAUGGCUGUCUUUUUAUUCCAUUUA
Molecule: messenger RNA, 1615 nt
Organism: Morus notabilis
Lineage: Eukaryota; Viridiplantae; Streptophyta; Magnoliopsida; Rosales; Moraceae
Product: mannose-1-phosphate guanylyltransferase 1
Exons: 5
Coding region: 328-1413 (361 amino acids)
Biological process (GO): cell wall mannoprotein biosynthetic process; GDP-mannose biosynthetic process
Cellular component (GO): cytoplasm
Molecular function (GO): GTP binding; mannose-1-phosphate guanylyltransferase (GTP) activity
Source: RefSeq, a predicted model, not a curated record